CACAGCGUAAAGUGAACUGAUAAAAUGGCAGCCCCCAUGGAUUUUUUAGGAAAAGUGAGCCAAGCUUGAGUUACACGACGCUCUAGACUUUGAUUUCGAUGGAAAGGAAGUUCUGUUCUGAAGAUAUGUCCAGGUUUCAUGACAUUAUACUUAGAUUCGAAUCUAUACUCCGAUUAGUUUGACUCAAACUGAGACAAGGUUGCAUACAAGCGCUGUUAGAACUUAUGAACUCUGCAAGCAGCAAUGAAUCACAUCAAAUUUGAAAAGUCUACAGUUAUUGACAUAGAUAUGGAUGCUGAUGGCGGUGAAGUUUUCAAUAUCGCCAGAGAAGAUUUAGACAAGAAAACCCAUUUUAAGGUCAUCCAUUAUGUGAUGGAAGCCGGAAUCAAGUUACACUUGGAAUCUGUGACGCUGGCAUCUGCAUGCUGUAUCUAUCAUCGCUUCUUUGCCGAGUGUGAGCUGAGCAACUAUGAUCCAUACUUGAUAGGAGCUACAGCCAUCUACCUCGCCACCAAAGUUGAAGAGCAGCAUGUUAAACUUAGAGACAUCAUCAAUGUCUGCUACAGGAUUCUACAUAAAGAAGAAACUCCAUUGGAAGUUGGCAAACAAUACUGGGAACUCAGGGACAGUCUUGUCAACUGUGAACUGCUCUUGGUCCGUAUGCUCAAGUAUAACCCAAAGAUUGGUGACCUACCCCACAAGUACCUUGUACAUUACCUGAAGUCAUUGUCACACUGGAUGGACAGAGAUGUUUGGGAUCAGACACCAGUCUGUCGGACAGCCUGGGCCAUGUUGAGGGAUAGCUACCAUAGUGACAUUGGCCUGCGUACCAAACCUCAACACAUGGCCGUAGCUGUCAUCUACUUUUCUUUACAAUGUUAUGGUCUGGAGGUGCCGCUCAAUGAUGAGGCUGCCAAUCCAUGGUGGAAGGCAUUUUCAGAGGACAUCAGUGAAGAAAUCAUUCAGAAGAUCGUCACUGAACUCAUUGAACUCUACGAACUGGAUGAUAAAAGGUGACCUACAAUUCAGCUUUGUUAAAUGUGACGAUAGCAGCAGAGAUUGUGCUUCUCGCCUCUUGUGAACUUGCGUCUUAAGAACGGGUCCAAACAGUUUUACAAAAGAGCAACCAAAUUAAGGCAUAUUUUUAUGUCUUUGGAGAGUCAGGAGUGGAUUAAGCUUCAUGACGAGGAUACAAGAACAUGCCAACCAUAGCAAUUCUCCCCUAAUUCUGAUAUUACUCUGCCUCUGGUUCAACACAUCAAGAAUCUUGUUCAGAAAAUUCUACUAUCCAUAAAGCGACUUGUAUUUCAAAGGUGAUUCCAUGUUCCUAACUUUUGGAUGCAUACAGUGCAACAUAUGAGUAAAUACAGAUUGCUGGACAAGAACCAAACCUGAGUUGUGCUCCGUAAUGAAGAAUUCAACAAAUAAGCUCCGUUCCCCUUCCAGCUCCUUUCAUUCAAUUUUAUUUAAAAAAACUUGGUUUAAAGAGCAUUGUCAUCUACCUGACCCCUUUAAAUAUUGUGUUUCAUUUUAAGUGACAGAGAAGUGUUUAAUAUAAUGAGGAAGAAAAAUGUGCCAUGCCCAUGUUGAAAUAUUAUAUGGCUGUGACACAAGUUUAGUUUGAACUUGAAUCCAUUGUGUAUUUGAAUGAACUUGAGAAAAUGAUAUUCCAGAUCCCUUCUUAAUCAUGCUAUUUCCAGAUAGAUGUAAACUAAA
Messenger RNA from Strongylocentrotus purpuratus (purple sea urchin), 1716 nucleotides. Its product is annotated as cyclin-Q. The coding region runs from base 244 to 1017 and encodes 257 amino acids. Gene Ontology annotation, biological process: regulation of transcription by RNA polymerase II. The record is from RefSeq and is a predicted model, not a curated record. Gene Ontology annotation, molecular function: cyclin-dependent protein serine/threonine kinase regulator activity. Gene Ontology annotation, cellular component: nucleus. The transcript is spliced from 6 exons. NCBI's taxonomy places the organism in Eukaryota, Metazoa, Echinodermata, Echinoidea, Camarodonta, Strongylocentrotidae.